Messenger RNA from Oncorhynchus nerka (sockeye salmon), 1503 nucleotides. RefSeq names its product potassium voltage-gated channel subfamily S member 3-like. Bases 1 to 1503 code for a protein of 500 amino acids. Gene Ontology annotation, molecular function: protein binding; voltage-gated potassium channel activity. The transcript has a single exon. Gene Ontology annotation, biological process: potassium ion transmembrane transport; protein homooligomerization. Gene Ontology annotation, cellular component: voltage-gated potassium channel complex; membrane. The record is from RefSeq and is a predicted model, not a curated record. NCBI's taxonomy places the organism in Eukaryota, Metazoa, Chordata, Actinopteri, Salmoniformes, Salmonidae.
AUGCAGUACGGCCAGAUCCUUCACAGGUGUGGCCCGGACGAUAGCUUCCUCAACCUGAACGUGGGUGGUUUUAAGCAGCGCGUGGAGCGCAGCAUCCUGCAGCGCUUCCCCAGGACCCGCCUGGGACGCCUGCUGUACUGCGUCUCCGAGGAGGCCAUCCUGGAGCUCUGCGACGACUUCAGCCCCACCGACAGGGAAUACUACUUUGACCGCAGCCCGUGCUUCUUCCGCAAUGUCCUCAACUUCUACCACACGGGCAAGAUCCACCUGAUGGAGGAGCUGUGCGUCUUCUCCUUCAGCCAGGAGAUUGAGUACUGGGGCAUCAAGGAGCUCCACCUGGACUCCUGCUGCAGCAACAAGUUUCAGGAGCAGAGACAGUUUGCAGAGGACAAGGACUGGGACCGGAGGAGCGGUGAGCAGCAGCAGCAGUUUGGGAGCAUUGAUUCGUCCAUGGAGGAGCUCUCAACUAUGGACAAGGACCUGGAGAAGUUCGAGGGUACCUGGUGCUCGGAGGUCCGCAAGAACAUCUGGCUGCAUCUGGAGAACCCGGGCUACUCAUGUUUGGCCAAGGGGAUCGCCGUGGCCUCGCUGGCUGUGGUGCUAACCUCCAUCGUGGCCAUGUGCGUCCACAGCAUGCCCGAGUUCCACCAGGUAGACCUCAACGACAAGGAGAUUGAAGACCCGGUGCUGGCCAUUUUCGAGGCUGUGUGCGUCAUCUGCUUCUCUGUGGAGUUCCUGGUGCGGCUGGCAGUGGCUCCGUGCGCCCGUAAUUUCAUGAGCAACGCUCUCAACAUCAUUGACUUUGUUUCCAUCGUUCCCUUCUACGCCACACUGGCCUUUGAGACAGUGGACGAGGAGAACGAGGAACUGGAGAACGUGGGCAAGGUGGUUCAGAUCCUGCGACUGAUGCGAAUCUUCCGCAUCCUCAAGCUGGCGCGUCACUCGGUGGGACUACGCUCACUGGGUGCCACGCUAAGGCACAGCUACCACGAGGUGGGCCUCCUGAUUCUCUUUCUCUCUGUGGGUAUCUCCAUUUUCUCUGCGCUCAUCUACUUUGUGGAGAAGGAGUCAGAAGAGUCGGACAUAACGACCAUCCCCGUAGGCUGGUGGUGGGCCACUAUUAGCAUGACAACAGUGGGCUACGGCGACACCUGCCCGGUGACAGUUGUAGGGAAGCUGGUGGCCACCAUAUGCAUCGUCUGUGGGAUACUAGUGGUGGCCCUGCCCAUCACCAUUAUCUUCAACAAAUUCUCCAUGUACUACCAGAGGCAAAAGGCCAUGGAUGCCAAUCAGAGCAAUAAUGAAACCGACCAAUGCAAUAAUAACGAUAUUAAAAUCCCCAACCCCAGUCUAACAUACUUUAAUGUCGGCAACCAGUACACCUUAAAGAUUAACUCAUUCAUCACCAAUAUCUCUGUCAGGAGCAGCGUCGGCAGUGAUGAGGACACGGACGCAUCGAGCAUCCAGGGUGGAGAGACGACUUGUAUCCUGAGGGGCACUUGA